AUGGCGCCCGCGUCCGUGACCACAUCGGCCGAUGCCGUCAGUCGCGACGUCGCCAUGAUGGAUGCCGUUGAGCCGCCAUCUUCUCCCGCCCCGAUCCCGCAGGCAGCCCCGAGCGCUCCCAGCCCUGCUCCCGGCCGAACAGGCACCCCCAGCCGUAACCUUAACGGCGAGGCCAGCUCUCGCGCUGGUUCUGUUCACCCCGACGCCCACCCUACGAAUAUCCCCAACCAGGCUGUCGAGCACGGUGACCCUGCUCGGAUGUACAUAAACAGCACCGUGACCGCCGUUCUCCUGGAGGGCAUGAAGAUCAUAGGAAAGAACCAGCCCAAAAACCCUCUCAAGGUCCUGGGUGAGUUCCUCCUCGAGGAAUCCCGUAAGCGAAACGAGCCUUCUGGCUGA
Colletotrichum navitas is the source of this 399-nucleotide messenger RNA. RefSeq lists its product as uncharacterized. Lineage: Eukaryota; Fungi; Ascomycota; Sordariomycetes; Glomerellales; Glomerellaceae. The transcript is spliced from 3 exons. The record is from RefSeq and is a predicted model, not a curated record. The coding region runs from base 1 to 399 and encodes 132 amino acids.